AGUGGACAAAAUAAAGUAAACAGGAGCUGUCAUUAGAGCCACAGAUGAAAACACCUGCCGUCAAACGCAGGGACUAAAUAUUUAUUCAACGUUUUGCUUCUUGGUAAAAACAUCUGCAUGACAAACCGGGACGAGUUGUAAUAAAGGUUUUGUAGGGACACAAGAGACCUGUCCUGCGAUGUUCACAGACAUGGACUAUGAGCUGGAGGAGGACAAACUAGGGAUCCCAACAGUACCUGGUACUGUGUGUCUGAAGAAAGAUGCUCAGAACCUCAUUGGCAUCAGCAUUGGUGGUGGAGCUCAGUACUGUCCUUGUCUUUACAUCGUCCAGGUCUUUGAUAACACCCCAGCAGCUCUGGAUGGGACUCUGGCAGCAGGAGAUGAAAUAACAGGCGUUAAUGGAAAACCAGUGAAGGGAAAGACUAAAGUGGAGGUGGCCAAGAUGAUUCAGGCUGUUCAGGGGGAAGCAACGAUUCACUACAACAAACUGCAGGCUGACCCCAAACAGGGGAAGUCUCUGGAUAUAGGUUGGGUUGCUGAAAAAGUCAAACAUCGGCUGGUGGAGAACAUGAGCUCAGGCACCGCAGACGCCCUGGGCCUGAGCAGAGCCAUUCUAUGUAACGACGGACUCGUUAAAAGACUGGAAGAACUGGAGAAGAAACUGCAGAAACUGUACAAAGGUAGAGAUUCAUCCUGUAAAUGACAUCAUCAAAGGCUGCUCCGAGCUUUCUAUGAGCUCUCCCAGACCCACAGAGCGUUCGGAGACGUUUCUCCGUCAUCGGGUUCGGAGCCUCAGGCUGCAGCCAGCGAGGCCUUCGUGAAGUUCGCUGAUGCUCAUCGGAGCAUUGAGAAAUACGGGAUUCAGCUGCUGAAGACCAUCAAGCCUAUGCUCCACGACCUGAACACAUACCUUCACAAGGCUAUACCAGACACAAAACUCACCAUCCGCAAGUACCUGGAUGUGAAGUUUGAGUAUCUGUCUUACUGCCUGAAGGUGAAGGAAAUGGACGAUGAAGAGUACAGCAGUAUUGCCAUGGGCGAGCCUCUGUACCGGGUCAGCACUGGGAACUACGAGUACCGGCUGGUUCUGCGAUGCCGGCAGGAAGCCCGCGCUCGCUUCGCCAAAAUGAGGAAGGAUGUUCUGGAGAAGAUCGAGCUGCUGGAUCAGAAGCACGUCCAGGACAUCGUGUUCCAGCUGCAGCGCUUCGUCUCCGGCAUGUCCCGCUACUACGACGAGUGCUACGCUGUCCUGAAGGAGGGCGGACGUCUUCCCCAUCGAGGUGACCUGUCCCGCACCAUGAUCAACUACAGCAGCCAGUCGUCCUACACUGAGGAGGAGGAGGAGGAGGAGGGAGGAAGCAGCGCAGGCGGACAAACAGAGAACGGCGCCGAGAAGCUGAUUGAUGAUGAAUGAGAGCGUGCAGGCCUGCUGCAGCUGCUAACAGGCCAACACACUCCCUGAACACAACACUGGGCUCAUCACUACUGAAUGUUGCUGCUAAUGAUGCUGACCUUCAUCUGCUGGUUGUGUUUUCAUCCUGGAUCAGCGGUGAUUUGUUUACUGUAUCAGUUCAACAGUACCUUUCCUCUAAAUGUUUAAGUUACAGAAAGGAGUGAGUGUAAAAAGAGGAACAACUGAGUGAAGGUUUAUUCUUUUCUAUUAUGAUUCAGCAGCCUCCUUGCUUUAAUCAAGUCAUUUACCUGCUUUUUAGCCACCUGGACGUAAAUAUUAGGUCUCAGUACAGUAAUAUCUGAGUUCGUAUCAGUAGGAUUUAUUUAAAAAGGAAACAACAGCAGCUCUCAGCUUUUACACCAAAGUGGAUUUCUUUUAUUCAUGCUUCAACUAAUUCAUGGCUGCAACAGCUUCACCAUGAUGUCAUAUCUACAAAUGUGGACAACGGUUCACUUGUUCACUUUAUUUAUUCUUUCUAUCAUGACGUGUUUGUGUGCCUGCUUUCUGCCAGAGGUCUGGUCACGGUGCAUCAUGAGGGGGCAGCAUCGCAUCAUAUCACUGUCCUACAGCGAGCAGCGGUGCAGUUACUCACUCUUUUACUUCUUCACUCAUGCAUUAUUUAGAUGUGGAGUAAAACGGACCUGACGUUGUUUUUUUCUGGGACCAACAUCUGGAGCUUUAUUCACUACAUGAACCUUAGAUUAGAAAACUCCGUUUGUACCGCAAAUAAACGUUAUUGUCAACUCAA
Messenger RNA from Betta splendens (Siamese fighting fish), 2201 nucleotides. RefSeq names its product protein interacting with prkca 1 (gene pick1). Gene Ontology annotation, molecular function: phospholipid binding; protein kinase C binding; protein domain specific binding. Gene Ontology annotation, cellular component: postsynaptic density; neuron projection; trans-Golgi network membrane. The record is from RefSeq and is a predicted model, not a curated record. Lineage: Eukaryota; Metazoa; Chordata; Actinopteri; Anabantiformes; Osphronemidae. Gene Ontology annotation, biological process: positive regulation of receptor internalization; regulation of Arp2/3 complex-mediated actin nucleation; intracellular protein transport.